This is a messenger RNA of Lates calcarifer (barramundi perch), 2336 nucleotides long. It is a transcript of the gene adss2l, whose product is annotated as adenylosuccinate synthase, like. The record is from RefSeq and is a predicted model, not a curated record. The coding region runs from base 63 to 1469 and encodes 468 amino acids. The transcript has 13 exons. Gene Ontology annotation, biological process: 'de novo' AMP biosynthetic process; IMP metabolic process. Gene Ontology annotation, molecular function: adenylosuccinate synthase activity; GTP binding. Gene Ontology annotation, cellular component: cytoplasm. NCBI's taxonomy places the organism in Eukaryota, Metazoa, Chordata, Actinopteri, Centropomidae.
CCGUGACGCUGAGAGAAACGCGGUAAAACACUUAUUCCGGUUUGUAGAAGCACGGCAGCAGCAUGGCAUCCGUCAGCACCAUGGCGAACGCUAACGGGGCAGAAACCCUCGUCCAGAACGGGGAGCCGGCCGUUAAACGGGCCCGGGAGUCGUCGCCUCGCAUCCCGAAGGAGCCUCAGAAUAAAGUGACCGUGGUGCUCGGAGCGCAGUGGGGGGACGAGGGCAAAGGAAAAGUUGUGGACUUGCUCGCUAUGGAUGCGGAUAUUGUAUGCAGGUGUCAGGGAGGCAACAAUGCAGGUCACACUGUGGUUGUGGACUCAGUGGAGUACGACUUUCACCUGCUGCCCAGUGGGGUGCUCAACAAGAAGGCUGUCUCCUUCAUUGGCAAUGGAGUGGUGAUACACAUACCUGGCCUGUUUGAUGAGGCUGAAAAAAACCUGAAGAAAGGCAAAGGAUUACAAGGAUGGGAGGAGAGAUUAAAGAUUUCUGAUCGUGCCCACAUUGUGUUUAACUUCCAUCAAGCUGUCGAUGGGAUUCAGGAACAACAGCGGCAGCAACAAGAAGGGAAAAAUUUGGGAACUACUAAAAAGGGUAUUGGACCUGCCUACUCCUCCAAAGCUGCUCGUAACGGUCUGAGAAUCUGUGACCUUGUCUCAAAUUUCAAGGUUUUUGAGAACAAGUUUCGUAUGUUGGCGGACCAUUUCCUGACCAUGUACUCAAACCUCAACAUCGACAUUGACAGUGAACUGGAGCAGCUGAAGAAAUACGCUGACAGACUGCGUCCUCUGGUGACUGACGGUGUGUACUUCAUGCACCAAGCUCUUACUGGACCCAGUAAGAAGAUCCUGGUGGAGGGAGCCAAUGCUGCUCUCCUGGAUAUUGACUUUGGGACGUAUCCCUUCGUGACGUCUUCUAACUGCACCGUGGGAGGAGUGUGCACCGGCCUUGGCGUGCCUCCAUCAUACAUUGGCCGCGUAUACGGUGUUGUCAAAGCGUACACCACCAGGGUGGGCGUUGGUGCUUUCCCAACAGAGCAGGAUAAUGACAUUGGGGAGAUGUUACAGUCCAGAGGGAAAGAGUUUGGUGUGACGACAGGCAGGAGGAGGCGCUGUGGUUGGCUGGACCUGAUUUUGGUCAGAUACGCCCACAUGGUCAAUGGCUUCUCUGCAAUUGCCCUGACGAAGCUGGACAUUUUGGACACGCUGCCUGAGAUUAAAGUCGGUGUGGCCUAUAAUAUAGAUGGAAAACCUCUACCAAGUUUCCCUGCAAACAUGGACGACUUGACGCGGGUGUCAGUUGACUACAAGGUGUUGCCUGGCUGGUGCUGCAGCACAGAGGAAGCUCGGCGCUUUGAGGACCUGCCGUCACAGGCACAAAAUUACAUUCAGUUUAUUGAGGACUUCCUGCAAGUGCCAGUGAAGUGGGUUGGAGUCGGCAAGUCCAGAGAGAGCAUGAUCAAACUGUUCUGAUCCUCGAGCAGUUUACCCACAUGUAGUCCUCCUCCUCAACAACAGCUCAGAUGACAACUUCAGGUUUUGAUAGGAAUACAAGAGGAGUUUAAAAUUCAGACUCUAUCCUAAAGGAAAUACUUCACCAGCAAGGCUAUUUGUUAAACCUUUAGUUGCUGCUUGUGCAUCACAUUUACAGUAAAUCUUCAUAGAUAUCAUUUAUGCAUUCCACAUAGUCUUGUCUAUAUUUAUUAGGGUGUUGAUUUUUAAAACCUGGUGUAAAUGGAUCAAUCAUUUCUUUACUCCAUUCCACAGUAAAGCACACCGUUUAUUUUUUUAGCCUUUGAAGGUAAUUAACCUCAAUUGACAACUGUUCACCAUGUUCAUAUUUUCUUUUUUACAUAUUUGAAGAACCAUUGAGGAACAGAUGUAGAAGCCCUCAUAUAUUAAAAGACGUCACAUUAAAACAAGAGAUUGUUUUUAGAUUUUGUAAAAAUGAUUGAAAGCUAUCCUGCGAUCAGUAUGAUUGUGAACUUUUCUAUUCAGCAGUUUUAAACCUCCAAGACAUGAAUGCAUCUCGGUUGUUAAGUUUGUAACAGUAUUUUCAUAAUGAUUGUUGGAAUGACCAUUCUGCUUUUUAAAUAAUCUUCAAGACUGAUCAGUAAACACUAAGGACCUUGAGUUUAAGUAAAUAAAUUCUUUAUGGUAGCUGAGGAAAAGUAGAAAUUCCACAUCCACACAGAGAAAUUGGUAUUUGUGUAGCUGUGAAGAAAACGGUGGUCAUGCAGCAGAGCACAUCUCAAUAUGGUUACUUUGACAUUUCAUUUUGUCAGUAAUGUAAAGGACUCUUAUUCAGCUUGCAUCAAUAAAAUGAAACCGUAACAUUCA